This is a messenger RNA of Zychaea mexicana, 919 nucleotides long. Its product is annotated as 60S ribosomal protein L34-B. Gene Ontology annotation, molecular function: structural constituent of ribosome. Gene Ontology annotation, biological process: translation. NCBI's taxonomy places the organism in Eukaryota, Fungi, Mucoromycota, Mucoromycetes, Mucorales, Lichtheimiaceae. The transcript has 4 exons. Bases 76 to 465 code for a protein of 129 amino acids. The record is from RefSeq and is a predicted model, not a curated record. Gene Ontology annotation, cellular component: ribosome.
GUAAAGUAUCAGGACCCAUCCAUAUGACCAUACAUCUAUCGAUCCAUCCAUCCGUAAUCAUACAAAUGAUACGCAAUGUCCGACCUCCAUUUCGACAUUUUCUCUUAUAUAAAAAGCAGAUUCGCAAUGGCCCAACGUCUCACCUACCGACGCCGUCUUUCGUACAACACCCGCUCCAACCGCGUCAAGGUCGUUAAGACCCCCGGUGGUAAGCUCGUGUACCAGUACCAGAAGAAGCCUGUCAAGGCCCCUCGCUGCGGUGACUGUGGUGUUGCUCUUCCUGGCCUCAAGGCACUCCGUCCCCGUGAGUACUCCCAGGUCUCCAAGACCCAAAAGAGUGUCUCCCGUGCCUACGGUGGUUCCCGCUGCUCGCACUGCGUUCGCAGCCGUAUCGUCCGUGCUUUCCUUGUUGAGGAGCAGAAGAUUGUCAAGAAGGUGCUUAAGUCUCAGACCGUGAAGAAAUAAAAAAUAUGGGUUACCUAUUUUUUGCACUCUUGUACCACCUUUAAACACUCGUGCUUGUCAUUCUACAUACAUCACUACAACAACAUCAACAACAAACAACAAAAUUAUAUCAUUUGGGCAUAUUGGAAUACGGUGAUAGGUUUCCAUGCUCGCAGGGGCAUCAUGUUUGUAUGUGUGCUGUUGUAGCUGUGCUGUUGUAGCGUUAAAUUUGGGUUGGACAAAGGGACGUCCCUAUGCUGGACUUUUGAAAGGGUAUUUGUCUUUCAAUAGCUAAAAAAGCCUAUAAAGUAAGAUAUAAUGCAGCAUAACUAGACGUGAAACGGUGUUAUCAGUGAAUGGAUGAAUUAUACCCAUUUCUUCGUGAACUUCUGUAAGAUGGUCUGUGCGAAUGCGGCCGUCACAGACUGUCUGCUGCUCCUGCUGAGAUGCAACCUGGCUGGUUGGUGAGGGGAAC